This is a messenger RNA of Necator americanus (New World hookworm), 270 nucleotides long. RefSeq lists its product as uncharacterized. The coding region runs from base 1 to 270 and encodes 89 amino acids. The record is from RefSeq and is a predicted model, not a curated record. Lineage: Eukaryota; Metazoa; Nematoda; Chromadorea; Rhabditida; Ancylostomatidae. The transcript has 4 exons.
AUGAUGAAGCUUCUUGUGCUCAUCGUUCUCGCAAUUACUGUCUUUGGGCUGCCACCGGACGGUAACAUGCCUGACAUUCCCGGAGUAAGCACUGAGAGCAUGGCGAAACUUCGUCAAAUGCUGAAUCCUCGCCCAGCCAACCACGAAGCAUUCAAACAGGUGAUAGAAAAAUGGAAGAGCACUCUCUCGGAUACGGAGAAGGCAGCAGCCAAUGCACAUGAGGAGCAAAUGAAAAAACACAAAGGGCCACCGGGGAAACAAACUUCUUAA